AAUACCAAGAAAUGAGGGAGAUGAAGGUAUUGUUUGUGCAAAUGAGUGAGAAGAUGAAUAAGAAGGUGGCAACGAGCGAAAGAGGUUGGAAUAACAAAUUCCUAGUCCAAACAUGAAGUAGCACGCAUUGAUGGAUGGUAUAGAUGUUGAAUGGAUGCAGCAUUCUUUACACAAGAUGCAAAUGGUGAGUUUGCUGGUCACAUGGGCUGGUCUUCUAAGUCUUAAUAAGACUUAGCAAGCUGGAACUCGUUAGUCAAUCACUAAUGCAUUGGUGUUUGAUGGAGGAGAUUGCUAAGACUCAUUUCCAGUUGUAGGCAUUUGAAUGUUCGUUAUGUAAGAAGAGCGUUUAUUGAGACGACACAUAAAUUUGCAUAUAUUGUCACUGAUAAAGUUAUAAAAUUAUUUUAUUUUUAUGUUUUUUAAAAGGUGAAGUUAGUUUAAACACGGAAAGAGAAGGUUUUUUUGUCGUGGCCACAUUUUCUAAGCUUAUCUAGAAAACUUGCAAUUCCCAAAACAAUCUUUCAACACAACACUAUCCAUGGCGCCAUCUUCCAACACUCUACAACACGACCACAGCCUCCAACCACUGCUCCAAUCAGCCCGCCCUUUCCUGCGCGGCGAGCUCCAUCACGUCGACCAACACCUACCGCGCCUCGUCUCCGUGCUUCAGGCCACCGGCGCCGGCGAGUGCUGGCACAAGCACGGCAGCUUCCUCGACCACCUCAUCGGCGUCUACCGCAUCCUCAAGCUUUGGAACGCCCCCGACGCCGUCUGCCUCUGCGGCCUCUUCCACUCCGCCUACUCCAACUCCUACGUCAACCUCGCCAUCUUCCCGCCCUCCUCCACCGGCCGCGACACCGUCCGCGGCCACGUCGGCUCCGCCGCCGAGCGCCUCAUCCACCUCUUCUGCAUCGUCCCCCGCCAGCCUCUCAUCCACGACCUCCUCCUCUUCAAAUACACCGACGCCGAGCUGGUCGACCACCUCCGAUCGUCCGAGAUCGCUCUCCAGAAGUUUCGCGGAGGCGGAGAGCUUGGAGAAGACGAGAGCUGGCGCGCUAAGCUCCAGUCGAUCUGCCCCGCGGAGGGGAUCAACGUGAAGCACAUCAAAACCGGCGAGGAUCUGCUGAUCUCGAGGCGGCUGGUGGCGAUCUUCCUCUUGAUGACGAUCGCGGAUUUCAGCGAUCAGCUCUUCAGCUUCCAGGAUACCUUGUUCGACAACCACGACGGCCGCCUCGAGUUCGUCGGCAACAACACUCUCACUUCUCUCUGGCCCGGCGACGGCAAGCCGGGGCUGUGGAUGAGCUCCGCGUCGCGAAUGGCGGCGAUCUACACUCUGAUUGUAAGAGAAGAGGAGAUAUACCUAAAAACUGCGGGCGAGGCGGUGGCGGCGGAUAGAGACGGAGAGCUGGAGCUGGUGGUUCCUCCGGUGUUCGACGGGUGCACUAGGGUUUUGGAUCGGAAGGAACAGAUUGCGGCGAGGGAUCUGUACUGGAAGGCGGUAUGCGGCGCGGCGGAGAUGGGGUUGGAAAGGGCGGAGGAGAUGCUGGUGGAGAGCGUGGCGAAGAAUCCGUUCGUAGGGGAGGGUUAUGUGGUGUUGGGGCAGAUAUAUUUAGGGAAAGGAGAGUUCGAGGCGGCGGAGGAGGCGGCGGCGAGAGGGCUGAGAUUGCUGCUGGAGUGGGGGAGCCCGUGGGAUAAGAGGAUGACGUGGCAAGGAUGGGUUGCGUGGUGUAGGGUGCUGCUCAUGAAGGCUAAGGACAAGUCAUGGCCUCAAACCUCUUUUGGUAUUCUCAACUUGGGCCUUGUUGCCUAGAAUCAUACUACCAACAAUUAUUGUCUAUAACAACUUGGGCCUUUUUUGGCUCUCUCUUAUUUUCUAUAAAAUAAAUUUCAACCUUUAUCAUUA
This is a messenger RNA of Salvia miltiorrhiza (redroot sage), 1903 nucleotides long. RefSeq lists its product as uncharacterized. The coding region runs from base 539 to 1810 and encodes 423 amino acids. The transcript has a single exon. Lineage: Eukaryota; Viridiplantae; Streptophyta; Magnoliopsida; Lamiales; Lamiaceae. The record is from RefSeq and is a predicted model, not a curated record.